Molecule: messenger RNA, 1628 nt
Organism: Orbicella faveolata
Lineage: Eukaryota; Metazoa; Cnidaria; Anthozoa; Scleractinia; Merulinidae
Source: RefSeq, a predicted model, not a curated record
AUGGUGACGGUGCGUCCCAUCGACUCGAUAAGCAGAGUCUACCACAGGACGCACCAGCUAGUUUACGGGGAACAUAAAAAUUAUAAACCUCUACUGCUAAAAGCUGAUUCCAACGUAACUGCCAAGUGCAAAGUUCCUUUGGCGAAGCCAAUAGAAGUCUUCUCUGUUAGCUAUGGUAGAUUCAAUACGUGUGACAUUAGAGGCGGAAAACUGCUUGGUUCCUUAUACUGCGGCUCAAAUCGUCACAAAAAUACCAAACCUUUGGAUUUUGCUAAUAAGGAAGCGGAAACGUAUUACCUAAUCGGUUUCUCGCGCGAGGAAAUUGAUAUCUAUAGACAUGCUUUGCCAUGUAUUAGACGCGACAUCUACAAAACAAAGCUCAUUGUGCACUUCUGUGAUCCCGUCAUCACGCCAAAAGGAAAAGCAUGCACUAUGAAAUCCUGUCCGUUAGCCCUGGGACUAGGUGAUGGACGAAUAAAAGAUGAACAGCUCUCAGCUUCCUCAGAAUUGGACGACAUUCAUGCAGCGAAACAAGGGAGGGCUUCUUUGAUCAGCUCAAGCCAUGACAGUGUUUUUUGGACUGACAGUUCCUGGUGUGCCGCUCCAACUUUUGAUCUGAGAAGUCAACACUUACAAGUGGAUCUGCUCUCAAUUCAUACUGUGUCAGCGGUUUCAACGCAAGGUGCAGUUACUGAAGACAACUGGGUUAGCAGUUAUCUCGUACAUUACAGCUUUGAUGGUAACGAGUGGAUUGUAAUCACUGAUAAAGGAGGCGAAAUCAAGGAAUUUAAGGGAAAUUCGGACCAGUCCUCUCUUGUUCGUCAUUGGUUGAAGCCUCACCUCCAUGCUCGUUUUGUCCGUUUUGUUCCUCUCUCGUGGGUUGGUCAGCGGUGCAUGCGCGUUGAGCUUCAUGGCUGUAAGAAAGCAGACACAUCCUUGGAACUGCUCAGAGGAAACCUAAAAAGCGGACCUCCCUUCUCACGACGCAAAGGCCUGGCGCUGACUGUUUUACCACUUAUUUUUUACCUCACAGUUUGCGCCGAAAUAACCUGCCCGCCAUAUGCAAACUGCGUUCAUUCAGACAGUGGCGUUGUUUGCGUUUGUCCUAAUUGCUCUCCAAAAGGAGGCAAAGUCUGUGGUUCAGAUGGCAGAACCUACAAACAUUCGUGCCAACUUGAGAAGCAUGCCUGCAAGAAAAACAAGAGCAUUUCAAUCGUUCCACAGGGUGGAUGUGCAGGUAUGUUAGAAACCAUUCGUGUCAAUAAUACUAGUAUCGAGCUUUCUAGUCGCCAAAGGCAUACCAACUGUCCCCCUCAACCGGCUGAGCCUUGGCCCGAGAUAAAAGUGACUCUGAAGACACAUAAGUGACUACAGCUAAAUUCUUGGGCUUACUGUUUUUCAGAAAAUUCAACGCUGGUUCCAGACUUGAAAAUAUCCACUGCUUGAUCUCUAACUAAACCCUUAAACGUUUGCUUUGAUUUCUUUUAAAUAAACCACUACUUUUCUUGUAUACUUUUUUCAGUGGAGGAUAUUACUGACGGACAUGAAUCUAGAACAUUAGGGGAUGUUUUAGUCAAAUUUAAAUUCGUGUUAAGCUGUGACUUUCUCUGGAACUGACGGGGUGACUU